UGUAUGAGGUGUGUAAUGAAGACACAGUGCGCCGUGGUUUUUACCUAACCUAUUUCCAUUGACUAUAUCCCAAGAAUUACCUAACACUCUCCUCUCUAUAAUCCUCUCUAUAAAUCCUCAAAUAAUGACGAUCAUAUCCCAAAGCAGGUAAAAAUUACAAGUCAUCAGAUGAAUUUUUAAUUAUCCUCUGCCUGCAUGAGGAGUAUCCAUUUCAUGACAACAGUUAAAUCGCCGAGAAUUCUAUGAAUUCAAGAGAAAAACAUUACGAUGUUGUUGAGAUUGAUGUCAUCCGGUGCAAUACUGAGCCUGAAAAGAUUCACAGUAACUCGAAAAUGUGUUUUUCACUCGUGGAGAUGUGGAAAUCGCUCGAGCCCGGGGAUUCACAGGGCUCAGGGCUUGCUGAUGGGUCUGAGGUUCAGGACAAUUGAUGCAGUCAAGGGGAAUGUCCUGGAGACUAGUCUGAAGACCCAGAAGAAGUCUGAGCUCAAGAGGCUCUUCUCUCUAGCAAAACCAGAGAAGUGGAAGCUCACUGGUGCAAUUUGUCUGCUCUUCGUGUCGUCGACGGUAACGAUGGCGAUGCCCUUCUGCCUGGGAAAGGUAAUCGAUGUCAUCUACACAGAGGACAAGCAGCAGACAAGGGAGAACUUGAAUAAACUUAGUUUGGCACUGCUGACGGUUUUCAUCGUUGGGGGUAUUUGUAAUUUCGGGAGGAUCUACCUCAUGAGCACAUCUGGUCACAGGAUCACUCAGUCCUUGAGGAGAAAAGCUUAUUCCUCCAUCCUCAGCCAGGAAACUGCCAUGUUCGACAAGGUCAGCACUGGAGAACUCGUGGGACGACUGACAGGUGAUGCCCAAUUGGUGUCUUCAGCAGUGACGAGCAAUAUUUCCGAUGGUCUACGCUCGUCAAUAAUGACAGCAGCAGGUGUUUCCAUGAUGUUUUACGUUUCUCCUCAGCUGGCAUUCGUGGGGCUGGCGAUGGUGCCCCCGAUAGUGGGUCUGGCGAUAGUCUACGGUCGUUUCAUUAAAAAAAUAUCCAAGGAAGUCCAGAACAGUCUCGCAGUGUUGAAUACCACAGCUGAGGAACGCAUCGGCAAUAUCAGAACGGUAAAGGCAUUUGCCCAGGAGUCCAAUGAGAUCAAGAGGUACAGUAAAAGGCUCGAGGAACUGCUGUCCCUCUGCUACGCCGAGAGCUGGUACCGAGGAGUUUUUUUCGGUCUCACGGGCUUCUCAGGGUAUGUCAUCAUCCUCUCAGUUCUCUAUUAUGGGGGUGUCAUGCUGGCUGAGUCAGCCAUAACUGUGGGAAAUCUCUCGGCUUUUCUCCUGUACGCCGCCUACACAGGAAUUUCUAUCAACGGAAUUUCAAAUUUUUACACUGAGUUGAAUAGAGCCCUUGGGGCUAGCUCGAGGCUCUUCGAGUUUAUCGAUCGUCAACCUGGGAUUCCAGCCUCUGGGGGAGUUGUCCUGGAUCGGCCACUGACUGGGGAGAUAUCCUUCAGUCAAAUUGAUUUUACUUAUCCCAGCAGGGAGGGCUGCUGGAUCCUCAGGGAUUUUUCUCUUCAUCUGAAGAGCUCGUCGAUUAAUGCCAUCGUUGGGCCCUCGGGCUCCGGCAAAUCAACUGUUGCUCUUCUACUUCUUAGGCUUUAUGAUCCCAAUUGUGGCAGGGUGAUGCUCGACGGGCAUGAUCUCAAGCAGCUCGAUCCUGUCUGGGUGAAGGGACAGAUUGGUUUCGUAUCGCAGGAGCCUGUACUCUUCUCGGGCACCAUCAGGGAGAAUAUCAGCUAUGGCAGGGAGGAUGCCAAUGAGCAAGACGUAAUUGAUGCUGCCAGGAUGGCUAAUGUCCUUGAGUUCACCCAGAGGAUGACCAAUGGACUCGAUACAAUCGUCGGGGAGAGGGGCAUCACUCUCAGUGGAGGACAGAGACAACGAGUUGCCAUUGCUCGGGCUCUUAUAAAAAAUCCAAAAAUCUUGAUAUUGGACGAGGCAACGAGUGCUCUGGAUGCUGAGAGUGAGAGCUACGUCCAGGAGGCCCUGGAACGUGCAACACAAGGUCGAACAGUCCUGACAAUAGCCCACAGACUGAGCACAAUAAAAAAUGCUGAUAAAAUCGCAGUUCUCGAUCAGGGAAAAGUCACUGAGACUGGAACCUACAAUGAGCUAAUGCAGAUAGAGGAUGGGAUUUUUAAACGCCUGGUUAAGCAUCAAACCUUCAGCUGAGUGUUUCAGAAACAGGUUAAAGUUUCAAGGCUGUUAAAGAAAUGUAAAUUUUGUCUAUAUAAACGAGGUAUGAGAGGUAGAAGGAUGAAUUGAUUAUUAAAAAUUAAUUUCAAGGGAAUGAUAGACUCUUCUUAUUAUAAUUAGUUGCAUAUAUUUUGCUAUAAAAUAAUAUACACAGCUAUCUUAAAUUAUUCAUACCUUUAGUCCUACAAUUUUCGUGUUUUCGUGUGUUUUGCUCCAAUUUCAACUUAAUCCUAGGGUGAAUGUUUACCACGUCACAAAUGGCUGUUGGUUUCAUUCUCAUCUCCAUUUACUCCUUUCUUUCGAUACAUUCUUUCAUACGUCUGAUUCUCUAUUCCAUGCAAACGAUUUCGAUCGAUGAAAGAAAUUGGGAAUUCCGGAGCGAAGGGUAUCACGUAAUUUCAGUAAACAGGUAAGUUUUUGGAAAAUAUGUCUCGAUCUGAGAGACACAGCGAAAUUUAUGUGAGACCUUUUUUACAGCUUUCAGUUUCCUCCGCGAAAAAAGUUUUAACAAAAUUUUCGCUAUCUCUCGGUGAUUUCGAGAUAUUCGUCAAAAACCGCGACUAGGAAAAAGUCAACUUAUCACCCUUUACCCCUUCGCCACUGAAUUAAAAUAUUGAUUACACCUCAAGCAAUAAAUUCACUGUUGAACUUUAUUAAUCGUUGCAUUAUCCCAGUGACGAGUGGUUCUAGGGAAAAAUCUGAGACUUUACUUUCCAUUUUUAUUUGGCAUUUUUGGAAAUUCCCGGUUUGGAGACAAUCGCAAUAAUUCACAAGGAUAAAAAAUUCGAUUCAUUACGUUUAACACUGAAAUCAUGAAUUAUUAUUCACGAUUCUCCCUGACAAGUUCGAAAAAUCUCACGACAGUUAAAAAAUUCGAUUGAAUUCACUCACGUAUCCAUCCACAUCAAUGAAACAUUCUAAUAACGAGUAGGCAGUGUUCAUCUCGACGUUUCACCAGAAUACAAAUUUACAUUAUCAUUAUCGAGGGAGAGAGGGAUUGAUAUCUCGACAAGUAUGAAAAAUUGUACCAAAAUAAUUCAA
Molecule: messenger RNA, 3279 nt
Organism: Fopius arisanus
Lineage: Eukaryota; Metazoa; Arthropoda; Insecta; Hymenoptera; Braconidae
Product: ATP-binding cassette sub-family B member 10, mitochondrial
Exons: 3
Coding region: 268-2214 (648 amino acids)
Biological process (GO): oligopeptide export from mitochondrion
Cellular component (GO): mitochondrial inner membrane
Molecular function (GO): ATP binding; ATP hydrolysis activity; ABC-type oligopeptide transporter activity
Source: RefSeq, a predicted model, not a curated record